ACUAAAUAUUCUAUGCAUCUUGCUUUGUCAUUUUCAACUGACAAUAAAUGCGUUGAAAGUAUAAUAAGGCAUUUGUAUGAAAAUGCAAUCUUCGCUUUUAAGUGUAUUAUUAGUUAUUUUCAGAGUGACGUUGGCUCUCCAAGAUCCCACAUGCACCUUUGCCAACUAUCCGUUCGUGAUAGGCAUAAAGGAAACUUUUUCAUUUAGACACGUAUGUGGAGGAAGUUUAGUUAAACCAAAUACUGUGCUUACACUAGCCAGUUGUAUAAUCGAAAGAAAGGAUAUUCCAGGUUUUUUCACAGCAGUAGCUGGUCCAUCUUCAAUAGGCCGUGUUGGUUCCCAAAGGGUCAUCGCUCAGCGUGUAGUUGUACACAAGAGAUUCGAUAGGAGUCGAAACAUGAACGAUGUUGGAUUGCUUAUUCUUAGCGGUGAAUUUGAACUAUCGCAAUUAGUAGCUGUGGUAAGGAUACCUGAACAAUUCAUCCUAGAAGAUAUAGGAAAACUCCACAGAAAAGCUGUAGCAAUUGGUUGGGGACCGUACCAUCCAGGAAAACGAUUGACUGAUGAUAAUAGGUACCUCUUCAAUCCGAAGUUGAAUUGUAUCAAAUUGAAUAUUCUUAGUGAAAGUAACUGUAAAAUAGCUAGGAAAGGAUUCGGAUUUGAGCCUAAUAAGAUUUGUGCGUGGGUACCUCUUGGUAAUGAAGAUAUGUGCCAGGGUGAUGCUGGAGGACCACUUGUCAGUAAUGGUACGCAGUAUGGAAUAGUUUCUGUAGGAUUUGGUUGUGAUUCGAGUAAAAGCCCAGCGUUUUAUGAAAGAAUCGAUCGAGUUCUUGAUAUUUUUAAGCAGCCAUAUCAGGUAGAGAUAGAAUAUAGAUCAAGAUCUAUCAACAAUCUUCCGGUAUUUUAUGUAAUCCCAUUUUUCAUUGUGUUUGAAAUAAAAUUAUGAAAGUAA
Harmonia axyridis is the source of this 952-nucleotide messenger RNA. Its product is annotated as chymotrypsin-2-like. NCBI's taxonomy places the organism in Eukaryota, Metazoa, Arthropoda, Insecta, Coleoptera, Coccinellidae. The record is from RefSeq and is a predicted model, not a curated record. The coding region runs from base 77 to 946 and encodes 289 amino acids. Gene Ontology annotation, molecular function: serine-type endopeptidase activity. The transcript has a single exon. Gene Ontology annotation, biological process: proteolysis.